Molecule: messenger RNA, 2031 nt
Organism: Symbiodinium sp. CCMP2456
Lineage: Eukaryota; Dinophyceae; Suessiales; Symbiodiniaceae
Source: the annotation of a GenBank genome assembly
AUGUGGCGGCUUGCGACUCCUUUGGGGCUGGGCUGCUGCGCGCUAGCAUCCGGGUCCCCGACCUGCCACGCAGGCUCUGACACAGACAGUGCAUCGGCGUUGCAACUCCCACCACGCGCGCCGCAGAAGCCGUGCCUGUCUUUCAUCCACAUCCCGAAGGCAGGUGGUUCCAACAUCGAGAACCUCAUUGCUCAUGCGGUGGGCUUCCACGGCCUGGUCGAGAAUCCGCCCGACUGCAGGGUCCUUCGAAAAAUGGAGGGCAAUGCGCGACUUUGGGGCAUGUGCGAUGACAGGCUGCAGUGUGCCUCGCGGAAGAACUGCGGAUGGUCCUGUGGUGACUGCUGUUACGUCAAUGCGUCCUUCGUCCCGGUUCCCACGCCCAAGGCCCAAGUGGGCUUUUACAGCCUUGGUACUCCCACGGUUCCGGAGUCUUACAACGAGAGCAUUGGCGAAACAGCCUCAAUCCACUGCUUGUUGUUUGCGAGCCGGCCACCGCAAAAAGCCCCAGGUUAUGUUGUCCUCACAGGAUGGAUCGACCUGCCUUUGCACUUCUGUUUUGAAGGAUUGGUGAUCAAGGCCGCUACAUCGCGCGGUGUGCCCCCGUCACCUUCCGUUGGUGCUCUUUGCGAUCAACUCCUUUGCGACUUCUACGCCCCUCACUUCGCAGCCAUGCGUGAGGCCAUCUGCAUCCACAUCGGCCAGGGCGGUGUGCAGAUCGGAAACGCCUGCUGGGAGCUCUUCUGCCUCGAGCAUGGUAUCCAGCCGGAUGGCCAGAUGCCCAGCGACAAGACCAUCGGUGGUGGAGAUGACGCAUUUAAUACUUUCUUCUCCGAAACCGGUGCUGGAAAGCACGUUCCUCGCUGCGUCAUGGUGGAUCUUGAGCCGACCGUCGUGGACGAAGUUCGCACAGGAACUUACCGUCAGCUCUUCCAUCCGGAGCAGCUGAUCUCUGGCAAGGAAGAUGCUGCGAACAAUUUCGCGCGCGGCCACUACACGAUCGGCAAGGAAAUCGUGGACUUGGUUCUUGACAGGAUCCGCAAGCUGGCCGACAACUGCACCGGGCUACAGGGAUUUUGCGUCUACAACGCCUGCGGUGGAGGAACGGGCUCUGGCCUGGGUUGCCUCAUGCUGGAGCGCUUGUCCGUGGACUAUGGCAAGAAGAGCAAGAUCUCUUUCACGGUGUGGUGCUGCCCGCAGGUGGCAACAGCAGUCGUCGAGCCGUACAACACAGUGUUGUGUGUCCACUCCCUUUUGGAGCAUACGGAUGUGACGAUCAUGUACGACAACGAGGCCUUGUAUGACAUUUGCCGCAGGAACCUGGACAUCGAGCGUCCCACGUACACGAACCUGAAUCGUUUGAUCGCCCAGAUCAUCAGCUCUCUCACGGCCAGUCUUCGCUUCGACGGAGCCUUGAACGUGGACAUCACGGAGUUCCAGACGAACCUGGUGCCGUACCCGCGCAUCCACUUCAUGCUUACGUCCUAUGCUCCGGUCAUCUCUGCAGAGAAGGCCUACCACGAGCAGCUGUCCGUGGCUGAGAUCACGAUGUCAGUCUUCGAGCCGGCAUCGAUGAUGGUGAAGUGUGAUCCUCGGCACGGGAAGUACAUGGCCUGCUGCAUGAUGUACCGCGGCGAUGUUGUGCCAAAGGAUGUGAAUGCGGCCGUGGCCACCAUCAAGACCAAGCGCACCAUCCAAUUCGUGGACUGGUGCCCGACGGGCUUCAAGUGUGGCAUCAACUACCAGCCACCCACCGUGGUCCCAGGUGGCGACUUGGCAAAGGUCAUGCGCGCUUGCUGCAUGAUCUCCAACUCCACGGCCAUCGCCGAAGUCUUCUCUCGCAUCGACCACAAGUUCGACCUCAUGUACUCGAAGCGAGCCUUCGUGCACCACUACGUUGGUGAAGGUAUGGAGGAGGGUGAGUUCUCGGAGGCGCGCGAGGAUUUGGCCGCCUUGGAGAAGGACUACGAAGAGGUCGGCAUUGAAACAGCAGAAGGCGAAGGCGAAGAGGAGGGCUACGGAGACGAGUUCUGA